Molecule: messenger RNA, 1190 nt
Organism: Ochlerotatus camptorhynchus
Lineage: Eukaryota; Metazoa; Arthropoda; Insecta; Diptera; Culicidae
Product: lactosylceramide 4-alpha-galactosyltransferase-like
Exons: 2
Coding region: 50-1171 (373 amino acids)
Biological process (GO): glycosphingolipid biosynthetic process
Molecular function (GO): alpha-1,4-N-acetylgalactosaminyltransferase activity
Source: RefSeq, a predicted model, not a curated record
ACCAUUCAAAAGCACUCAUUUUGGGACGAGCUUAGGUGGUUCAAGUGCAAUGAGACAGCCCUUCAACAACCUGCAGAUCCUGUUGGCCUUUCUGUUGAUGCUCGUGAUCUACGUAGUGUAUGUGAUAGUGCAAGAUACCGAACCGAACGAACAACUGUUGAUACGAAGUUUGCAAGCAGAGUUGAGAGUCAUUAAUGAAACGUUAUACCAGCAUCAAACCACAUCGACUACCACCAGUGUUCCGGUAGUCGAUGGUGAUAUCUAUCAUUUAUUGGAUGUUCAAGCCAACGAAGAAGAUCUCCACCAAGGGAAUAAUAUAUUUUUCAUACUUACGACGCUCACCAAAGAUGGUACGAUUCACCUAACUCCUCGCCAGGCUUGUGCCAUCGAAUCUGCAGCUCGAGCCAAUCCGGACUGGAGGGUAUUUCCGUUGUUCGUAUUUGCAAGGUGGUUCAACACAACCGCCGACCCGUACAUCUCUGCACUGUUGCGAUUCUGCAACAUCCGACUGCGACGCGUCAAUCUGGAUACGUUUGCUUUCGGAAGUCCUGUGGAGAAACUUUUUGCGGAAGGAGCUCUCAAGCAGUCAAGUUACAUAGUUGAACACACGGCCGACGUGCUGCGGAUACUCACCUUGUACAAAUAUGGAGGAACUUACUUGGAUACGGAUGUGCUUGUUCGUAAAACCUUCAAUAAAAUGCAGCCAAAUUAUCUCGGUUCGGAAGGAAGUGGAUACGUGGCAAAUGGAGUUAUCAAUCUGGAAGCUACCGGCUUCGGGCACCAGUUCGCAGAAGCUUGUCUCAAUGAUUUAGCCCAGCAUUUCGACGGUAAACAGUGGGCGGCUAAUGGACCAUUCAUGGUUACGCGCAACUUGCAAACAUUCUGCAACACCACGGAUAUCACCAAAAUGGCACGGGAACAGUGUGGCGGUCAACUAACGGUCUACCCACCGGAUUGGUUCUAUCGGAUACGGUAUCCAAGGCACGCUUGGUUCUUUUACCCAGAGCACUCGGAUGAAGUGAUGAAUUCCACCAAGGACGACGUUCUGGUACACAUGUGGAACAAAGCUACCAGCGGGAUUCAGCUCAAGAUUAACAGUACUGCUGCGUACAUCCAGCUGGCGAACCAAUUUUGUCCAAAUGUUCUAAUGCAAACGGCUGAAAAUUUCUGAAAAUAGAUCACAACACAUC